Molecule: messenger RNA, 8442 nt
Organism: Anarrhichthys ocellatus (wolf-eel)
Lineage: Eukaryota; Metazoa; Chordata; Actinopteri; Perciformes; Anarhichadidae
Gene: zbtb5
Product: zinc finger and BTB domain containing 5
Exons: 4
Coding region: 3924-6149 (741 amino acids)
Biological process (GO): regulation of transcription by RNA polymerase II
Molecular function (GO): RNA polymerase II cis-regulatory region sequence-specific DNA binding; protein binding; DNA-binding transcription factor activity, RNA polymerase II-specific
Source: RefSeq, a predicted model, not a curated record
GCAGAACCAGAGAGGCCUGGCGGUUUGUGUCUCGCGGCUCAGCCUUGUCGGCCUUCCCCCGGGGCGGUUUACUUAGAGUCAGUCCCAUCGACUUUGCUACUUCAGUCAUCCUGUAGGGAGACACAAAGCCACCCGUUACUGAAUGCAGAGUUCUUCAAUGGACCUCGCAUUAACGGUGUUUUAUGUGCCGUGAUGAUCAUUGGUAUACAACAAGAAUUAUACAAUUCACAGCUCCAUAUGUGAUGGUUAGCCAUACGCGGAAAACAAAAAAAAAGGUUAUUUACAUCAAUAUAUGUAGAUGAGUUAGUAAUACUAAGUGUUCUUAAUUCAUUUAAUGCAACACACUAUGUUUACAUGCACUAAAUAUUCCGGUUCUUGCCCUUAAUCCUAAACUGUUUAUUUGUCUAAUAAAAAUAAUUAUACCACCAACAUUCCCAUUUACGUAAACAGGAAAGAGGCUGUGAGUCACAAACUGCAGAAAACCCCCCCCCUUUGAGACACGCAUUCUAAAUGCGCUGUAUGUUUUUUAAACAGGACAUAUAUUACAGUUUCCAUAGACAAAUGCCUUCUAUUCAUACCUGGCCUCCGUGAUUCCCAGGUCGCGGUGCAGUAACGUGAGGUCGCCGGUCAUGUGAGUCAUGUGCAGCAGCAGGGCCAGGGAGUACGCCGCUAAUUUGGCACGCAUCGAUGACGACACUAUGUUAUGGACCCUGAAGAAGAAGGUAAGGAGAGAAAAAAGGGAAAUUCAGAGGAAAUGUUUUUCUCAAAGAAAUCAGUGUAACAACAAUUCUAUUUGUAAGACCUACAUGCUCUGUUCUGAUAAAUGCAUCUGGGUGUAGAAUACAGACAAAAUAUGGACGUGGUCUCUGUGGCGUCACACUUAUACCAGGCUGUAAACAUGCUUUGUCCGCUGUACAUUUGGGCAUUUUAACAUGGGGGUCUAUUGGGCAGGGCUGGGUCAUGUGAGGAAAAGCAAAUAGUUUUUACCAAAUACUUUAAUAUCAACAUUGAGACGAUAUUGUAGAGUUAUAUAUUAAAUAUUUACACAAGAUUUUUGAUAAAUAAUAAUCAGUGGUGUGGAUAUAAAGAUUAAGUGGGUAAAGGAAAACAAUGCGGGAGGGGCGGGUUUGAGCAGUCUGGUAAGUUCAGUUAAAUGGUAUCACUUCACCGUGAUGCAGCCGUUAAAACCAGAAACAGACAUAACGAUAUUCUAAAAUCUCAGACAAUAUCUAGAUGAUUAAAGUGACAAAGUUCCGUCCUACCUGCCGUUGUUGAAAGUCUCCACGGUGAACGUUUUGAGCAGUUUGGUCUGAACGAUGCGAGGGCAGCCUUCCUCCUGCCCAACUGUUGGUGGAAACAUAAAUCACAGUUAGCCUGCCAGUCCAGAGACAUGUCUGGGAACACUUUUGACACGCGCGUGAUGAAGGCAAAAAUAAAAACACAACUCACACUUGUAGUAGACGUUCUUCUGUCGCGCCAGCUUGAGGAGCAUCGACAGGUAAAAGGCGAGGCGUGACCCUCUGUCUCUGGCUUCACCCACGGUCGGCAGGUUCUCCAGGUGCUUCGCCACACACAAGGACCUGAAAGUGCAGACAACAUCAGAACGCAAGGAAACAAAUUAAAUGUCUCAGCAAGCGUGAGCCCUUCGUCGCCCUACCCUCCGUCGUCUCGCAUCUUCUGCAUGUCCUCAGAGGUGAGUGCCGCCAUCUUGGAGCCAGCCUGCUCCAAAGCCCCAAACUCCACUGGACUCAGGACUGCGGGUAUCAAUUAAGGAAAAAAAAAAUAAACAAGCUUUCGCUCACACUACGUUAUCUUUUCAGCCCAUCUGCAGUUCAUGCGCGCCCUCGUUGACACACACACACACACGAGGAAAAUUAAGGAUACGGUCGUCAAAUAAGUAGACGUUCUCAGGUCUGUCAGCGGUUGCAUUGCAGGGGGGCAGGUGGAGAGACAGGUCUCCCUGGGCCUCUGUUUCAGCAACUUCCUGUUGGAGAGCUGAGGGACGAGAAAAAAAAAAAAAUAGAUUAACAGAAGAAGACUUUGUGGAGCUAGGUAUUUAAGUUAAACAUGACCAUUUUCUCUCCUUAUUUAUCCCAACCUUUCUUUGAGGUGGGCCCUCAGGUGACUGGUAGUAGAUUUAUAGACCACUAACUUCCACAGAGCUUACCUUCCAGACCCUUCUGGUUGAUCACGGUGUUGGCAGCCUUGGUCACCGCUUGAUGCAGGGUAUCACCGCCCACCUGAUUCAGCCUGCGGGAGCUCAGAGCUCUCUUCUGUUUGUUGGUGCCGAAUGCCUCAAUCAAAGAAUCCACCUUGAGAGGAAAACAAAUGCACAAGAUUGAGACGUUAGAGUUCAUUCUUCUUUUAUUCCAACUGUAAGAAGAGCUGGACACAUCCCAGCACCUUGUCUCUGUAGGUCUGGGUCGUGUCCUGGGCUUUCGGUUCCUCCAUAGCCUCUCCUGGUAGGACAGGCUGUAUGUUGAACAGCUGAGCCUCGUGCACCUCCAUUUGCAUGGUCUCCCUGUUUAGCACUCCCACAUAAUAUCUGCACAGACGACCAAACAGCACACGUACUACUUCUCUUCACGGUGGAAUUUGACCCACGAUCGCAACAAAUAAAGAACAAUGCGUCGACCUACUUGCAAAGGUUGUUGCAUUUCAAAGACCCGGAUCCGAAGUUAUUUCCAACGUAGGACAUUCUGCCUGAUUCCACAGCCUAGACACGGAGGAGACACGCGAGCAGCAAGGUUCAUGAAACGUAACGAUGCACACACCCUUUAGUGUGUGUGUGUGUGUGUGUGUGUAAACAGUGCAAAUACAUGAACGCUGCCACUCGUAUUUCUCACCAUUAUCCGCCUGCUCUUUUUCCUGGGGUUACUCUCGUCUGCGUUCUUGUACAUCGUGAAAUCCAGUUUGUCGGCAUUUUUGACGUUGCCGUUGGAAAAGCGGACUGUGAGAAGGCGAAACAUAACGAGGACCGUGUCGAUAUCUGGGUUUCACAGCACCAUGGACACAUAUCGAAUGGUUUACACGUUAACAGUGUUUAAUGGAUGCAAGUUGCGACUAACAAGAUAAAACAACUUUAUGAACAAUUUUUUCUCACUGGGUUCUCACUACCGAGCAAUGUAACUUAACACAAACUCCACUCCAGUAAGCACAACACUAAACAAUUAGCCCUGUUGCUAGCACCCACGUGUGCAUUACAAACGGGUGUUUAAUACAUAGACAAAAUUAAGCACCACCCAACAUUUACUGCAACCGUUCUAAUUACUUCAUUCUUCUAAAAACAAAUACUCGACAAACAAGUGUGAGACAGUCACCAAUAACAGCUUUGUCGGAAUCACUCUCCUCUUCGCAACACACCAACGAGCAGGAGGCAGCCAUAGUUGUUGUUGCGAGUUGGACGCAAGAGGCUUCACUCCAUUGUACUUCCGUUUUCGCUAAGAUGUAUUUCUGUCAGCUCACGGCCGCCGUUACGCACUGUAGAGCGGUGUAAAAAACGGCGCUUUUUUGGUUAACGAUGCCGCAAAAAGCAGCGUUUUUUAACAUAUAUCGUGUGAAAAUAGAGGCGUUUAAUGGGAAUUUCGGCUUUCCAUAGUUGAGCCGUUGAGAGGCAAUAUAAAUGCCCCCAAUCGUGUAUCUGCUUUACCAUAAUCAUGAACUGUACUUUGUGGGGGUCUAUGUAAACUGUAUCCAUUGAAAUAUUGAAAAUGUUUAUUUGUCCAAAACUUAGUUGACAACGAACAAUUACAAAAUAAAGUUAGAAAAAUACAUUAGCAGAAGGUUUACCACAGGGUUAAAUCAUAGGGUUAAAGGGUAUUAUCUUGACACUCUCUAUCACCUUUGAAUACACAUGCUUUUACCAGCGGCACCGUGUGGAGGCACGCAGAACUGCAGCCCUUCAACUCGGUGAGGUCACGGGCAUGGAAGUGAUGCACAGCGCCACCCUGGCCAUGGAUUUCCCGGGCCACUUUGAGCAGAUCUUCCAGCAGCUCAACUAUCAGCGUGUCCACGGUCAGCUGUGCGACUGCGUCAUCGUGGUGGGCAGCAGACACUUCAAGGCCCACCGCUCAGUGCUGGCAGCCUGCAGCACCCACUUCCGCGCGCUGUUCACGGUCGCAGAGGGAGAUUCCAGCAUGAACAUGAUCCAGCUGGACAGCGAGGUGGUGACAGCUGAAGCUUUUGCCGCCUUGGUGGACAUGAUGUACACCUCGACUCUGAUGCUGGGGGAGAGCAACGUCAUGGAUAUCCUCCUCGCGGCCUCGCAUCUGCACCUCAACAAUGUAGUCAAGGCCUGCAAACACUACCUGACCACGCGCACCCUGCCCGCGUCCCCCUCCUCCGACAGACCCCCCCACCACCACCACCACCUCCACCACCCGCAGCAGGAGCAGCAGAGGCAAAGGCAGCAGCUGCAGCAGCAGCAGCACCAAGUCGCAGAGACGGCGGUAAACCCCACCCUCGCAGCCAACGCUAACCUUGCAGCAAACGCCGCCGCGUCGAAGCUGCAGCGCUCCUUCCUGCUGCAGCAGCUGGGGCUCAGCUUGGUGAGCUCCGCUCUGGGUGGGAUGGAGGAGGACGGAGUCGGGAACAUGGUCGGCGGUAGGGUGGUGGAACAGAGAGCCUCCUUCCCGAUCCGACGCUUCCACAAACGCAAGCCCCCUCUGGCCCUGGGCCUGUCGGAGGAGAGGCCCAGGCAGAGGCAGCGCAGCUCCGGCCCGAACCUGGGGCUGCUGGGAGAAGAAGGGGCGAACGUGGAGCGGGAGGAGGGAGCGCUGCUCUCCCCGGACUCCCACAAGAUGGGCGACGAAUCCAAAUUGGACGGCGCAAUCGCCGGCCUGGUGGGGGCGCCCCAAGAUGACCCCCAGAUGCCCAGCCAGUCGGACAGCGGACACUGUGAGGGGGAGGACUCGGGGAGGAUGCAGGGAGGGGUGAGGAAGGAGGAGGACAUGGAGGAGCAGGACCUCCAGGUCAACAGAGCAGGGGUGAAGAUCAAAUCGGGGGCAGAGGAGGAGGAGGCAGAAGAACAGGAACAGAAGGUUGUGGUUAAACAAGAGCCGCUAAGCUCGCCGGAGCCAGUGGACGAAAUCAGCGACGUGACAUCGCAGGCCGAGCCCGGAGGCCAGGAGGAGAAGGCGGAGCUGAGCCCGGAGAGCAGCGACCACAGCUUCACCUCCGAGCCCCAGCCCAGCUCCGAGUCCCUGCUGCAGCCCGGCUCCCAGCUGCUCCUCAAGAGCGGCAUGGCAGGAGGAGUCGGAGUCGGAGGCUUCGGGUGUAAUAGCGGGCUGGGUGGCAAAUCUGGUUUUAGCAUCUCCAGCUUCCUCGGCCCCAAGGAUUACACUGGUGAAGACGACCUCCCCAACACGACGACUGGCGACGCAGUGGCGCACCACUUCCUGCUCAGACAGGAAGCUGGCAGGCCGUUCGGCUCGGCUUCGUCCUCUCUCCUGAAGUCGGGUCCGCUCGGUGGCGAGAGUCGCAGCGGUUUUGGAGACAACCUGCAAGCCGAGUCUCUGUUCCUCCGUCCCCUGCACGACGGUUUGGGGAACCACAGAGGAGGUGGGGGAAGUGGCGGCGGGGGGCGUGGAGGGGGAGAUCCCUUCGGUCUGGACUUCCAGCGCUCCAGUCUGGGGCUCCACUCCCUGGGGCGAGCAGGCGCAGCGACUGCCGCCGCCCUGGGUUACCCAGGUUACAGACGCAUCGCUCCGAAAACAACCACUGGCGCGGGAGGAGAUGAAGGAGCCGUCGGCCUCCUCCAGGACGCCGCCUCGUCCUCCUCCUCGAGCCUGGCGAGUCCUCUGCUGCUGAACGAGAGCAGCGGGUACGGGAUGGACGGCGGCAGGCCCACCUCCCUCCUCCCGCAGCUGACCCGCGCCUCGGCGGACGUCCUGUCCAAGUGCAAGAAGGCGCUGUCGGAGCACAACGUCCUGGUGGUCGAGGGGGCUCGCAAAUACGCCUGCAAAAUCUGCUGCAAGACCUUCCUCACGCUGACCGACUGCAAGAAACACAUCCGCGUCCACACGGGAGAGAAACCCUACGCGUGUCUCAAGUGCGGCAAGCGCUUCAGCCAGUCCUCCCACCUGUACAAGCACUGCAAGACCACCUGCCUGCGCUGGCAGAACAGCAACAUGUCUAACGCCCUGCUGUAGGGCCGACGCCGCUGCAUCGGAGUGGGAUCAGUGAUGAGCUAGAUUCAAAGCCCCCCCCCCCCCCAAAAAAAAGUUUUCUGAAGCUGUGACAGAGCAGGCGGAUGCGAUCAGCUGUUCCCUCCUGAUGACAGACCAAAGAUAGGGACGAUAUUGUCAUGUUUUCAUGAGAAACCCACACUGUCGAGGCGGCUAAAGUCCUAGUAAACACAUUUAGUCGCAGAAGGACAACAGGGAUGCAAAGGUGCCACAUGUGUUGCUAUGGAUUCAUCACAGAAUAACCGAAGAUAUAUACAGUGUAUAAUCCCCUGAGAGUUUCUGACUGCCAGUCUAGACUUUAGUUGUGAAGCUGCUACACUGUUAGCUAUGUUGUCUUUAUAGAAGGUGUCAUGUGAGUGAAAUCGAUCUGGUGAGGUGGUCCCUUUGUGCUGAACGUCUACAGUUGGCGGUGCGCUUAUUGAAGCAGAGUUAACUCACUAAUUUUUCCACCGCACGUUUGUGAAACGUGGAGCAGCAGCCCGCAUCAGACUGGACUGCAUAUCGACCGUGCCUUGUUCUGCACGAGGGCAGUCGUACAGACGGCGGACCGACGGAUUUGUGUGCCAGAUGUGAUGCCUGUAAGUGUUGAGAACUGUUGAUGGCUGUGUGCUGCUGGUGCUGUACUGUAAACUAAAGGUGGAUCGAGUCCGAUUCAACUUCAACCGAUGGAAAAGAUGCCGGAGAAUCUGGUGUAUUGUUGCAGCGAAAACGCCGUCGACUGGACAAAACAAUAUCAACUUUUUUGAAUAACCGAAGUGAUGAAAAAAAAAUCGCUGCAUUCACUGGGCCUUGCAGUCUCUUUUUGAGAAAUACUAAUAUUGCAUUAUAAUGCUUAUUUUAAAUAACGACUUCACACGCUGUAAAACGCACCUUAUUUUGUGUCAUUACCUGGCACCUUUUUUGCGAUUUUUCAAUUGUAUCAAUUCUGGCAUUUCCCCUCCUUAUUGGUUACUGACCACAGAAGUCUUAGCUAUCUUAACAGACCGUCCACACACAUGUGUUUAUUAGAAGGGUAAUGAAGAAGUGCCGAGAGGCGGAGUCGUCUAAAGAGAAAUGAUUGGCUGAGGUUCAGCACAUGCUGAAAAAGGGCUUUAGAAAUGUAAAUAUUGCACAUUUGUGGUCCGUCACGACAAAACAACUCCAGAAGAACUAAACAUUGUGUGUCAUUUUUGCUACUGUACGUGAUAUCUGUGCUGUAUACACACCCCCGUCUUUGUACAUCUUGCGAAAAGCACUUCUACAAAUAUUAACUAUUAUGUUUACUGGACUGUUGGAUGUGGAAAUGUCGCUGUAUUGCAAUUAUCCAACUCCACCGGCUCUCAAGGGGGUUUUCAAGCUAACGGUCGUAGCAUUUUUGCUAGCAGGUGAUCUAUAACACACAAUGUCCACAGUUUGAAAUCAAACACGUUGUGAAAAGUCAGAAAGUAAUUUUUACAGGGUCUCCUGUCAUUUUUUCUUUUUCUUUUUUCAGGAGUUUUAGCUGUUUUUUAAUGUGUGUAAUUUUAAUGUCAACCUGUAUCUGCAAAUCCAUUCAUAUCCAUUAGAGUUAGACUAAAAAAAAAAAAGAACAGACAUGCAUUGGUAGAUGGUUGUUUGAUUGAAAUCAGUGUUCAUGCCGUGUCGUCGACUUCUGUUUAAGUGAACCGAAAUGGUAGAAAAAAAAAAGACACGUUUGCCUUUUUGUAUACUUGCUGUAUCGUGUCUCCUGCACUGUCGAUGAGAAACAGGCGGUCGUCGCUCCCAUUCCUAGUCUGCACCUUAUUCUACCUUGUUAGAGUCAUGGCACUUUUACCAAAUGUUAACGGAUAACUUUCAUCUUCAGGAGAGUCGUCUCCGGUUUAGAUGUAGAAUCAAUGGUGAAGUCGUGAUUAUGCUCCUGAGAGUCCUCCGACAUGGCCUGGUGAGGGCCAUUAUGGUGCUGUCUUCUAAAAGCUUUCGCGUAAACUCUUAAUGUGAACCUCUGAAAAAUGCACUGACUGUACUACCCCCCCCCCCCCCUUGUAUGAAUAUGCCAAAAUGUUCAAAUGCAUUAAAAAAACGAUAUUAUAAAAGUCACUGCCUUACGCCCUCUAGCUUGAAAAGCUGGGCUUUUUGUUAAUAUGCCAAAUCUGAAGUACUUCUGUGUGUUCUUUUCUGUGUACCGAACAUAAUGUAAACUCGAGAGGACUAAAUGUUUGUCUCUUUGCUUUUGAACGCUAUGAAGAUUGUACAGUAUGUUCAGCUGUUGUAUAGACUGAUUAAAAAACGAGGAAAUUCA